GGGAUAAUGUGACUGAGCUGCCCUACGGUGAGGUAGAAAUGGCGCCCACGAAGAGGAAGGCGCUGAGCAACCACCCCCAAGAAAUGAAGCGAAGGCGAAGCGUGGAGAAAAGUACUGACCCUGCAUUGCGGCAGACUGCUCCUUUGGCUAACGGCCGGCGGAAAGUGUCUUCACCCGAGCUUGAGUCCAGCUCUUCAAGUUCGAUGGGAGAGGAAAAAGAGGAAAGCGAACCCGAGAGCUCAGAGGAGCCAGCUCAGUCCGGAAGCUCAGGUGGUGGCGAGGAGAGUGAUGAUAAUGGCCGCCAGAGCAGCGAGGAGACAAUCAGCGGUGAUGUCUCUGGGGCAUCAUCCGGUGAUGACGAAAAGAGGUCUAUGGCGACCAGCGAUUCUGAGGAGGGUUCAGGCCAGUCUAGUGAAACAGGCUCAGAGCCCGAAAAAGGGCUGGCUGAGAAACGAGAGGCCCUAGCGGCGGCGCUGGCGGCUGCACAAGUGGUGAUGAAAGCUGACGUCAAGGCAGGGGCGGAGAUCCUGAAAGCGGCCUCGAGGCUCGCUGAGGAGAUUGACGGGAUGGAGCAAAAGGAAGAGACCAGUGGAAGCUCGGACAAUGACGAAGUCGAAGGGGCUGAUGCUGUAUCAGAGUCCAGUCAAGAGGAAGCAUCGUACUCUGAGUCAGGGUCAAUUGAAAAGAGUGAAGCUAGUGAGAGUGGUGAUUCGGAAGCGACCGAUGGGGAGACGAGCUCUGGGGAGGCAUCUGAUGAGGACGGUUCAGAUGGUUCGGAGAACUCAAAGAACCCAAGGAAUCUGGCGAGCGAGUUUGAGAGGGCGAAUACUGAUGAUGAGGAAAGCAGCAGCGGAGAAGAGUCAGAUGAGGACAAAAGCGAGGACCUGGUUGAGAGGACGGAAGAUUCUGAUGCCGAAUCCAGCGGGUCGGAAGGAAGUGAAGUUUCGGAGGAAAAAGCAUCUGACAGGGAGAAGCGCGCAGCCGGAGAGAGCCGCACUUCAGAGGACGAAAUGUCAGAGGAAGCGGAAGGGUCUGACGACAGUGAAGCUUCAGAAACAUCUCACGAAGGAAGCUCAGACAAAGAGGACGAGUCUAAUGCUAGCGAAAGCUUGCGAGCGUCAGCCGAGUCUGAUGAAGAGGGCGAUAAGGGGUCUGAGAGUGGGGACGAGAGCAAUGGGGAGUCUGGGGGCUCUGAUGAGGAGGGUCACGGGGCCGCAAAGGGAGCCUUGAAUGGUGGGGGGGAGAAGGGAGCCCUGGAGCUUGGGAAGCGGAAGGAGAGGGAUACAAUGGAUGGGGAGACCAGGGCUGGACAGGUGGAUCCGAAGCGCGUGUACGUCGGGGGCAUGCCGUUUACAACGACUGAGGACGACAUUCACCAGUACUUUGGCGAGUGCGGCACGAUCGCAGACCUGGACUUCUGCACGUUUCCGGACACGGGCAAUUUCAACGGGAUCUGCUUCAUCACCUUCAAGACUGAGGUGGCUGCGAAGAGGGCGCAAGCGUUGGACGGAGCCGAAAUGGGCGGGCGGUUUCUGAAGGUCGCCCCGUGCAAGCCCAAGACGGCUCCGGCGGACGCCAAGAAGCCCCGAUUCGAGGAGCCCCCCCCGCGGGCGCCCGGCUCGUUGCGCGCGUACAUCGGCAACCUCGACUGGGGCAUCGAUGAGGCGAUCCUGCGGGACUUUUUCUCGGGGUGCAACAUCCGGGCGGUCAAGUGGGCGGAGGACAAGGACACCGGGCAGUUCAAGGGGUACGGCCACGUGGAUUUCGAGGAUGAAUCAUCGUUAGAGAAAGCGGUUAAAAAGAACCAGGAGCUGUGCCUCGGGCGCCCGAUGAAGGUGGCGUACGCGGUGGCGUACGCGGUGGCGAGCAAAGGGGGGGUCCCUGGGGCGGGGCCUGCGGGGGGGGAGAAAACGAAGGGCGGGUGUUUUGUGUGCGGGGGGGAGGGGCACCGCUCGUUCGAGUGCCCGGAGAAACCCCCCGGGGGAAAGGGGCCGGCGAAGGGGUCGCAAGCGUGCUUUGUGUGCGGGGAAGAAGGGCACAAGUCAUUUGAAUGCCCAACGAAGAAAGGCGGGAAGAAAGCGAGGGCUAGCGCGGAACCCGAGGCGGCACCGGACGAUAACCAUGUGGUUGAGACGGAAGUGAAACCGGUGGGAGAGGGGUGUUUCGUCUGUGGCCAGGAAGGGCACCGGUCGUUUGAGUGCCCGGUUAAGAUGGGCAGGGCUGCGGCCCCGGUACAAACCGCCGGGGAGACGUGCUUCGAGUGCGGACAGGCCGGACACAAAUCGUACCAGUGUCCGCAAAAGAAGGCGAAGAGCGGCCGUAGCGGUAUCCAAAGUGAGGGGCAGAGUAACGACGACACGUGCUUUGAGUGCGGACAGGUCGGACACAAAUCGUACCAGUGUCCGCAAAAGAAGGAGAAGAGCGGCCGAAGCGCGCGCGAAAGUGGGAGGCAAGGUGAUGACGACACGUGUUUCGUGUGUGGGGAGGUGGGGCACAAAUCGUAUCAAUGUCCGUCCAAGGGGGCCGGAAAGCCAGCGGAAAAGGGAGGCGGGGAGCGGAACGCUAAGGUGGAUAAGAGCAGUGACGCGUGCUUCGUGUGCGGACAAGAGGGGCAUAAGUCGUACCAGUGCCCGCAGAAAGAGAAGAAGGUGGCGGGGACUGCAGAGCAGGUUUUGGCUCCAGUAGAACAGAUGGAGUCGAGACAAGACAGAGAAGUGAACGGGGUGAAGCUGGAUAAGAGCGUCGAUGCAUGCUUCGUCUGUGGAAAGCCGGGGCAUAAGUCGUUCCAAUGCCCUUUGAAGCCAAAACGUGAACGGAAGACUUGAUGGAGAGCACUGCAUACAGGACAGCCGGUAGCAUGCGAGAUACACUGUCACCUGAACCCCCUUAAGCAGUCUGAAUCUCCUUUUUCCAUCGAGUCGGCCGGAUCCAAGCUUGUCAGCUUUAGACGUCUUCAAGUUUUGAUCAGUGGCAAAAAUAGAAACACGUCAAUCACUUAAACUUGUUUUUCGUCGUCGCACAAUCUUUGAAUCUUGGCACAG
Molecule: messenger RNA, 3041 nt
Organism: Klebsormidium nitens
Lineage: Eukaryota; Viridiplantae; Streptophyta; Klebsormidiophyceae; Klebsormidiales; Klebsormidiaceae
Source: the annotation of a GenBank genome assembly